Molecule: messenger RNA, 6814 nt
Organism: Drosophila pseudoobscura
Lineage: Eukaryota; Metazoa; Arthropoda; Insecta; Diptera; Drosophilidae
Gene: CHES-1-like
Product: Checkpoint suppressor 1-like
Exons: 7
Coding region: 642-4499 (1285 amino acids)
Biological process (GO): regulation of transcription by RNA polymerase II
Molecular function (GO): RNA polymerase II cis-regulatory region sequence-specific DNA binding; DNA-binding transcription factor activity, RNA polymerase II-specific
Source: RefSeq, a predicted model, not a curated record
UUGGUUUAGGUAUCUGCUUCGUGUUGCUGUUGCCGCUGCUACAUAGUUGCUGCCGCUGCCACUGCCACAGCCACAGCCAUUUACCCUGUAAACUGCGCGGCCGUCUCGUGUUCAUUUUGCAUUGUGCCGUUCAGCGCAACGGACGUGGUUAGAGCGCGGUGGCCCAAAAACAGACCAAAAAAUCCAACCAAGGCAAAUAAACAAUCACACAAACGUACACGCAACAAACAAAACGCAGUCAAUACAAAUAACAGUAUAACGACGCAGUCAACUAAUUUUUUUGCAUUGAUGUCCGCACCCAAACGCACCGCUGUCAUACAACAAUAACAACUUGAUGCCAAAAAUGUGUAACUGUGACAUUUGCAAAAAAGUUACAAAAAAAAUAGUGCUGUAAUUUGCCAAAAAACAACAACAGAAAAAAACCAGAAGAAAGAAACCGCAAAAUUAGCGAAAAGUUUGCUAGUGCCGCCAGCAGAUGCAUAUUGGCGAGGGAGCGCGAGUGUAAAGCGGCCCCAAAAGCUAAGAGAGAAAUCAAACGUAAGGCAACCAGCUCCAAAUGCAAAGAGAGACAACGGGCCCCAAAGGCAAAAAGUAUAGUACGAGGCAGAGCAAGUGCGAAGAGUGUGGGCUACAACGAGACGAUGAGUGCAAGAGUGAAAGAGAGUGGGCAGGCAGGCAGGCUGUGCAAGUGCGUGCGCGGCGGCAAAAACAAAAUCAUGUCCACAGAUAAUCCCACACAUCUGCUGACCACGCGGGAUCUUGGCCAAUUGCGGGGCCAAUUACAGACGACAGCAGCGCCAGCGACGGCAACAAGUGGCGUACAUGGAUACCGCAACAUAAUUCCCCCACCUAUCAGCACCUCAGCAACAGCAACAGCACCAGUAGCAGUAGCAAUAGCAAUAGCAUCAACAGCAGCACCAGUAUCAACAGCAUCUUCCGUAGUAACAGAAGCAUCAUCAUCAUCAGCAUCAUCCGCCACCACGAGCAGCAACAGCAACAGCAACAGCGGCAGCAUCCAUCACGGAGGUGGCAACAUGCAGGCCACCAGCUCAAAAUAUGUCGUCAUUCAACCGAACCACAACGGCGGCUUCACGGCCUACGAUAGCAGUGCCACUGCAGCAACCGCGAUGUCCACGGGCGGAGGCGGUGGUGCCGGUGGCUCUGGAACGGGUGGAAAUAUUGUUCUUUUAGCCGCCGAGCCCCUGGAAAUGGGUUCGGCAGACGCAUUGGCCGCCGCUGCCGCUGCAGGAGCGGACGAUGGUGAGCUGCGCUCCUUGUCGUGGCUGAGCGACAGCAAUCUGAUCAAGGGGAUUGUCACGAGCAGCGGCUCCACAACGGCCGCAUCGCAGGCGAAACGGGCAGCGGCUGUGGCCCUCAAGGCUCCGGCGGGGGGAGUCUGCCUUGUCGGCGAUCUCAUUGAGGAGCUGCCGCCAAGCAGCAGCGAUAUUCCGGAGACGGGAGACCAGCAGGGGACGCCCGGGGGCGUUUACAGCACCACGACAGUGCACAAGGGACCCAGCGGCACCACCACAGUGGUGGAGUACAAGGCCACCAAGACGACGACGACGGCCACACGAACAAGCUACAUGCCUGUGGUGGUGACCAGCAGCAGCAACAGCAGCAUCACACCAUCAGCACAAGCCACCAUUUCGCCCGCCAAGCAGCAGCAGCCCCAACAGAUCUUUGUGACCAGCAAUGGGACGGGUGCAACAACAUACAAGACCUCUACCCCUACAUCCAUGGCCACGGUCUCUGUUUCGUCCGCCCCACCGUGCUCCCCGAAUAAUAAUAUCAACCACCACAACACCACCACCCACCAUCCGCACAAGAAAUAUCUGCGGGAGAAGAUGAACGUCCAUGUGGACCACAGCAGCCAUGUGGCCUCCACGGUGACGGUCGUCAGUUCGCCUGCAUCCUCCAACAAUUCAUCGCUCAGCUCCACCUCCGCUUCAACCUCCGCCCUGUCCAUGUCGGUCAAUGGAUCAUCGGCCGGCAUAAAUGGCGCUGGGAAUAGUCCAGGGCCCAAGGCCUCCAACAGCUUCACGACCGUUUACGAAACGGUAAAGUUCUCUGGAGCUGGGACAACGCCCUGCAGCAUCAGCAACCCCAGCCAAAGCAACAGACAGCACCUGCCCGAUCAGACGACGCUGAUUACCCCAACGGCAUUGAUCAGUACUUCGCCCAUGACGGGCUAUAGUUUUGUGCAUCAUCUCACCGGAACGCCGCAUGUCAUGGCUUCGACGGCACCAUCGGAGGCGACUCUGGGAGGAGGCGGCAGCAUCUACUACACCAAUGCCACGCCAAUGCAACAACAGCAGCACCUGCAACAGCAACAGCAGCAGCAGCAGCAGCGUGGCAUGCAUGUUUCUGUGUCGCCGCCACCGACGGCCGUCAAUGCAACAAUGGGGGGUCAUAAUGGAUCUAAUGGAGCAUUGAAUCUGCGAAGCCCCAAUAGCUACAGCAGCUACGACAAUGAGGAUUCUCUGAAGGAGUUCGACAUGACAUUGAACUCCAGGAUGCAUACCAGCACGCCCCAAUAUGUGGCAGCGGCAGCCAAGAGCAGCAGCUACAGCAACAACGCCAACAGUUCCUCAAACACCACCAACGGUGGAGGAGGCGGUGGCGGUGGUGCGGGUGGUGGUGGUGGUGCCGGUGCCGGCAACACACCGCAAAAGCAAAAGCAUCCCAACAAUGUGCCAUAUGAUCCACUAGUGCAUACAAACAACAAGCCGCCAUAUAGCUUUAGUUCACUCAUCUUUAUGGCCAUUGAGGGUUCGAACGAGAAGGCGCUGCCUGUAAAAGAGAUCUAUGCGUGGAUUGUCCAGCACUUUCCAUACUUCAAGACGGCCCCCAAUGGCUGGAAGAACAGUGUGCGGCACAAUCUGUCGCUGAACAAGAGUUUCGUCAAAGUGGAGAAAGCCCCCAAUAUGGGCAAGGGCUCGUUGUGGCGCGUAGAGCCGCAACAGCGUCAAAAUCUCAUUCAGGCCCUCAAUCGGUCAGGCCCAUUCUUCCCGAAUUCAGCGGUGGACAAGAUCAGUACGUCGCUGAAGAGUCCCAAUGGGCAAGGGGCGCCCCAAUCAUCCGGUGGAUAUGAUGGCCUUGAUGGAGCGCCUGCCUCCGGCGCCGCUGCCUCCGCCAAUGGAAUAGGAAUGGGCUGUGGCAACUCUGCGGCUCCAGUGACACUGGCCACACCCACAAAAAGCAAUGGCCUGGUGCUCGCCAAUGGUGGUGCUAGUCAAUCGGCCGCCAUGCCAAACAGUCCAUCAUCAAACGCUGGCGGAGGAGGGAGUGCCAGUCAUGCGCGAGUCGAUCCGAAGCUGUUUCCCUAUUUGUCCAAGGCCUUCCGCAAAAUCCGCGAAGAUGGUGGGCCGCCCACCCAGCAGCUGCUCCUCAGCGAUGUCCUCGAUGACGAUGCUUCCGGCGAAUAUGCUGGCAACCACAACCACAACAGCGGCAGUGGCAGUGGCAGUGGCAGGUACGUCUAUGUGGGAAACGGAGGGGCUACUGCUGGCCUCAAUGGAAGUGGAGAUGGCAUUAACUUUGAGCGACUGGCCCGCGAUUGCGGGGCUGACAGCAUGGACGAUGUGCAUGCUGCGGCGGCCAUGCUCUUCCUCAAACACGGACCAAAGGCCUUCACUGAGUCUUUUCAAAAUGGGGCCCCAGUGAUUACAAGUUCUCCCAGCGAGGAUCACACUUAUUCCGCGGGCGGCAAUAGCAAUGCGGACAGCGGCGCCUCCACCCCACUCACCAAUGGCAAUGUCCUGGCGGGGCAGACGCCGGCCCAGCUUCAGCUGCAGGCGCAGGCCAAUGCCGGCGGUGGAUCGGACAGCAAUUGCGCCAGCUCCGAUGCGGCCUACGACAGCAGCGAGGAGAACCACAACAUUACGCCCGAGGAGUUGGCCGAUCAGCAGCGACAUCGUGAUGGUGUCGACGCAUUGCUCUCGUUGUCGCGCUCAUCCAUCGUUGAGUGCGGGUCGGUGGCCACCACGCACUAUCACAGCAACGGAAGCAGCGGAAGCAGUCACGGCUCCCCGCACAAGCGCCCCUCCAGCCACAGUCUCGAGGAGGAGCACGAGCACCUCCUCCUGCAACAGUACCAGCCACUGUUGUCGUCCUCGCCACAGGCUGUCUACACGAAUGGCAGCGGCAGCAAGAUGGCACUCCUCAGCAGUGCCGCUGCCAAUGUGGCGUUGGCCCAACAGCAGCAACAGCAGCAGCAGCACCAUCAGAUCCAUCAAAUGCAGCAGCAGCAACAGCAUCAGCAUCAGCAUCAAAUACAGCAGCACCAACAGCAUACAGAGCUGUACGGCAGCGUGAGUGGCAGCUAUUUGGCCGGAUUGAAUCACUGCCUGCCCGCUGCAACGGGAGCUGGAGGACAGGCGGCCAUGUUGCCCCAACAUCUCACUGCUACGAUGGCAAAUGCUGCGGCCAAGAACAAGGUGAAGCCUCUGCGGGGCUUGCGUACAAAGAUCAAGCGGAAAUCUGCAUGGAUGCGGUGAAUGUGGCGCCAGGCCGGAGGCAGGCGGAGGACCGUCUCCUAGCCUCCACAGCCCCUCGCAUGUCCCCUCCAUGGCCACGUCUCCUGUGUUGUUGUCUCUUUCUAAUUGCAAAUUGUUCAAAUCAGAGCAUUUAGUCGUAAGAUUUAGUAGACUCCCUCGCCUGCUCGCCCUUUCUUCUCCUUUAUUUUGAUUGUGUGUGUUCCUCCUCUAAUCCUUGUGUUUGUUAUACAAAUUAAUGACUAUUUUUUGAUAGGUUUUUAGUUUAGUUUUUAAACGUCUUUUGGACUUGAUUCGGGUCCUCGAUUGUCGGCCAUUUCAUCAAUAUUUGACAAUUCUUUUGUACGAUUACACACACACACACACGUGUUGUACACAUCAUCUAUAUAAAAACAAAAAAAUCAUAAACUUUAAUGAAGUGUAAUUAAUUUAUAGCUUAAAUAAUUUUAAAUAUCUUUUGCUUCCCAACUUUGGUUGUUUCAUUAUUCUUUUUUUUUUAAUUUUUUGUUUAGUCUGUUAUCCUUUUUAAUUGUUCAAAAAUGUUUUUACAACAACAAGGAAAAAAAUGAAGAAAUCGAAAAAUGUUAAAUUGAAAAUCGAAAAUUCUUUGAGAAGAAUAUUAUUUUAAGAUUUUGCAUAGAAUGGUGGUGUAGAAUGUGGCUCCCAAGCACUUCUUUCAUUGUUUAGUUCAUAAUUUCCAGCGUAUCAGAGGGAGAGACAGGGUUUACAUAUAUCAAACGACAGACAGACAAAGGAAACAAUCACAAAAAUUCAUUUAAGUAGGAAAAACCUCAACAAAAGAAUGAAAUGAGGAAUAACAAAACAAAACAAAAAAAAAAAAUGGUAAAACAAAGAAACCAAAUAAUUAUUAAAUAAAAAAACAAAAAGCAAGAAAUUGUAACAAAAAGAAACAGUAAGAAAUUGUACAACAAAAGAGAAAGCGAAACAUUUCUAAAAAAAAACAAACAAAAAACGAAGGCAUAAUAUUUGGUAAAGGAAAGGAGAAGAAAAGAGAAGAAUAAAAGUGUACAAAAAAGAUAGCAUGAAAUUGUAAAAUGCAGAAGAAACAAAGCAUAAACAUUGUAAAACAAGGAACAAGGCAAAAACAAGAAACAAAAAUUUUAUACAAAGCAAAAAAUGAUGAAAUUUUUUUUUUUCGAAUUUGUUGUUUUCUGCUUUAAGCAAGGUGUUUUCGAUACAAAUAAGAAUCACACGCAAACACACACAUGCAUGUAAAACUACUUAUAUGAUCUAUAUAAAUAUAUAUAUAUACCGAAGAGAGAGAGAGAAAGCAAGAGAGAGAUAGUAGUAUAUAAGCAGGAAGCCCAGACACACUUAGCGCCUUAUGAAUCGAGUCCUUAGCAAAAGUUGAAUGAGAGAUGGUGAGAUCUGUUAAGAAUUGUUUGAACUGCUUUGUUAUACGGAUAUGCGAUCUAUAUAUAGAUAUAUACGAUAUACUGCUAGAACACACCCAACACGAUGACACUCAAGAAAAAAUGUUAAAUCAAAGAUAUUUAGAUAUAUGUAAGUUAAAGCCACAAAGCAAAUGCGAAACCCUAAUUAAGUAAGCCAUCCCCCUUCCCCCUCCCCUCUAAUGGUUACGUAGUUGAAAUGCUAAAAAAUUGUUAAUCAGACUGUAAGCAGACUUUAGUUGAAAUCAGGAACCCUGUGCCCCCUCCAGAGCCUAGAGCGGAAUGUGUAUAUACCCGAAAUGCCUCGAAAGAGCUGUUAAAACGAUGCUGCAAUCUAUAAAAAAAAAACAAAAUAAAAAAACAAAUCCUGUAUCUGUGGAAUAUAUAUAUAUAUAUAUGUAUAUAUCUAACGAACAGAGGAGGGACGAGAACUGGACAAAGAACGCCCCAAGUGUAUACACUUCAUGUACCUUUUUAGCAAAAAAAGCAAAGAACGCAUUAAAAAGUUAUAUAAUUAAACUAAAAACUAAAACUAAACUAAAUGUUGAUGUCAAAGAAACCAAUCUGCUAGUUGUUGCAACAAAAAGAAAAACACAAACAAAUGAAACAAAUGUUAAAAAUUUUUUUUUGUUUGCUCAAAAAUCUUAAUAUUACGAUUCAUUUAAUUAUUACUAUUAUUUUUUAGUUUAAUGCGAGAAUGGCUUUGAAGCGCAUGUGGGAUAGGGGAACGGUGUGUGUGGAGGAGGAAAAACAUCAAAAUAAUUAUAUAACUAAGCUUAAGGGCCCGGCCCCCCUCUCCGAGCCCAGCCACGCCACGAUCAUCCAUGCCCCGCGAAAGACAAUCGCCGCACGAAUUGUUGUCGUUUUUCGCUUAAGUCUAAACAAGUUGAAAGUUCUAUGUAGCGA